This is a messenger RNA of Fusarium verticillioides 7600, 1575 nucleotides long. RefSeq lists its product as hypothetical. The record is from RefSeq and is a predicted model, not a curated record. Gene Ontology annotation, molecular function: carbohydrate:proton symporter activity. Gene Ontology annotation, cellular component: membrane. The coding region runs from base 1 to 1575 and encodes 524 amino acids. The transcript has 5 exons. Gene Ontology annotation, biological process: transmembrane transport; carbohydrate transport. NCBI's taxonomy places the organism in Eukaryota, Fungi, Ascomycota, Sordariomycetes, Hypocreales, Nectriaceae.
AUGUCUAAAGAGCUUGAUCAGUCGCAUACUGAGCACGUUCAUGAUGCCAGUAACGAAAAGAAAGAAGUUGUGCAGACCCCAGAUGCCAUCGCGACAGCGCUUAACAAUGUUGGAGCUCCAUCGCCAUGGGGUAAAGGCCAUCUUAAGCUGUACAUGGCUUGUGCGCUCAUCUACCUUUGUUCAACCAUGAACGGUUACGACGGUUCGCUCAUGGGUUCAAUUAACGUUCUCUCAGAGUAUCAGGAAUACUACGGACUGGGUGAUACUGGGUCGACUUCAACUGGCUUGGUGUUCUCCAUUUUCCAGAUCGGACAGAUGUCGGGUGCUUUGUUCACCUGGAUAUGCGACUGGAAGGGCCGCAGGUUGACCCUCGCUAUCAGCUCGUUCCUCAUCUGUGUAUCUGCGAUCUUUACUGCCGUAGCCCCGACUUUGUCGUCUUUUAUCGCCGCCAGAUUUCUCCUCAGCUUCUUUUCGACUAUCAACACCGUCGCUGCGCCGAUGCUUCUCGUCGAGAUUGCUCCUCCUCUACAGCGAGCUACUGUGGCGGGAACAUAUAACACUUUGUACUAUAUGGGAAGCAUCAUUGCAACAUUCACAAUGUACGGUGCGAACCUUCAUUUGAGCGGCAACAUCAAGUGGCGUCUCCCCCUCUGGCUGCAGAUGCUCUGUCCCGGGCUCGUUGUCCUCGGUAGCUGGAUGUUGCCCGAGAGUCCGAGAUGGCAGGUUGCUCAAGGAAGAAACGAAGCAGCUCGCAAGUUUAUCAUCGAGCAUCACGCAAACGGCGACGCCGAGCACCCAAUCGUCGCUAUCGAAAUGCAAGAGAUCCACGAUUCGCUCGUUGAAGUUCAAGGCCGUUCCCGGUGGGCUUGUUUCGACUUGCGAAGCCUUUACAAGACUCGCGCUCGCCGAUAUCGACUUAUGCUUGUCAUCGCCAUGUCUUGGUUCGGUCAGUUCUCAGGCAACAACGUUUCGAGUUAUUAUCUGCCGUUGAUGGUGGAGAACGUCGGGAUUACUUCUACGAACAUGGUUCUUUUGCUGAAUGCGUUCUAUGCACUCUCCGGAUGGGUCGCUGCUACAAUUGGAGCUCGUCUCCACGAUAUUGUUGGAAGACGCAAGAUGCUGAUGAGCUCGUGUCUGGGCAUGUCCAUCGCGCUCGCUAUCGUUGCCGCUACAGCAGCUGAGUAUGAGCGAUCUGGCAGCACACCCUCAAGCUCAGCAAGCAUUGCGUUCAUCUUUAUUUUCGGCGUUGUCUUUGCUGUUGGAUUCACUCCAAUGCAGCCCAUUUAUCCAGCAGAGGUUUUAGCUAAUGAUCAGCGAGCAAACGGCAUGAUGGUGUUUAUGAUAACCUCCGGCUGCGCAGGGUUCGUCAACACUUUCGCGGCUCCGGUUGCUAUGAAGAAUAUUCGGUACUGGUUCUACGUGUUCUUUGUGUUCUGGGAUCUCUUUGAGUUUACCAUUAUCUAUUUUUUCUUUGUCGAGACCAAAGGCCGGACCUUGGAGGAACUGACAGCUGUAUUUGCAGCCAAGAAUCCACGUAAAGCGAGUACCAAGCGGGUCUCAGAGCCUGAGUGUUAA